This is a messenger RNA of Nilaparvata lugens (brown planthopper), 2197 nucleotides long. RefSeq names its product trifunctional enzyme subunit beta, mitochondrial (gene Mtpbeta). The transcript has 10 exons. Gene Ontology annotation, biological process: fatty acid beta-oxidation. Gene Ontology annotation, molecular function: acyltransferase activity, transferring groups other than amino-acyl groups. Bases 78 to 1496 code for a protein of 472 amino acids. The record is from RefSeq and is a predicted model, not a curated record. NCBI's taxonomy places the organism in Eukaryota, Metazoa, Arthropoda, Insecta, Hemiptera, Delphacidae.
UUUCUAGAAAUUUUCUAAAUUUAAGUUUUUGUUUCACUGGUUACGAUUGGCAUAAUUUUCUUGUCAUAACUGAAGUCAUGGCUGCCCUGGUUAGACAUAAUUUAAUUCCGGCGAAAGGUAGUGCUACCCUCUCGUUAAAUGGUGUUCGAGCGAUUUGCAGUACUCCAGUGGUCCAUUCCCCACGGAAAGGAGCUCCGGACCGCACCGGAAAGAAUAUAGUUUUCGUUGAUGGAGUCCGGUCGCCAUUCCUGCUUUCUGGAACCGAUUACUCCAAAUUGAUGGCUUACGACUUGGCCAGACACUCACUUCUGGGCCUGUUGAAGAAGACUGGAGUACCAAAAGAAGUGAUCGACUAUAUUGUUUACGGCACAGUAAUCCAGGAAGUGAAAACAAGCAACAUUGGUCGUGAAGCUGCUCUAGCGGCUGGAUUUUCCGAUAAAACACCAGCGCAUACUGUAACAAUGGCGUGUAUCAGCUCUAACCAGGGCAUUACCACAGGUAUUGGUUUAAUUGCUGCGGGCGCUUAUGACGUGAUAGUAGCCGGUGGAGUCGAAUUCAUGUCCGAUAUUCCGAUCCGUCAUUCGAGGAAGAUGCGAUCUCUGAUGUUGAAGGCUAACAAGGCUAAGACACCCAUGCAAACACUCAAAUUGCUCACUUCAAUCAGGCCAGACUUCUUAGUACCAGAGCUUCCAGCUGUUGCGGAAUUCUCGUCAGGUGAGACGAUGGGUCACUCAGCUGAUCGGUUGGCAGCUGCUUUCAAAGUGACGCGACAGGAGCAAGACGAGUAUGCACUUCGGUCGCAUACAUUGGCUCAUGACGCUCAGUCUAAAGGCUACUUCACUGACAUUAUUCCCUUCAAAGUACCUGACUCGGAUAAGACAAUCAGCAAUGAUAACGGUAUCAGAGUGUCUAACAUGGAGCAACUUGGUAAACUGAAGCCAGCCUUUGUCAAGCCUCAUGGAACUAUCACGGCUGCCAACGCUUCCUUCUUGACCGACGGAGCUUCUGCCUGCCUGAUCAUGACUGAAGCGAAAGCCAAGGAACUCGGCCUGAAACCGAAGGCCUACCUUCGUGACUUCGUGUACGUGUCUCAAGAUCCCAAGGAUCAGCUGCUACUUGGCCCGGCCUAUGCCACGCCCCGAGUCCUCGAAAAGGCCGGCCUCACCAUGAAGGACAUUGAUGUGUGGGAAUUUCAUGAGGCAUUUGCAGGACAAAUUCUGGCGAAUUUCAAAGCUCUGGACUCUGACUGGUUUGCACAAAACUACAUGAACCGCCAGUCCAAGGUUGGAGUCCCCGAUAUCAACAAAUUCAACAACUGGGGCGGUUCUCUCAGUAUUGGUCAUCCAUUUGCUGCAACUGGAGUGAGAUUGACUGUCCACGCCGCUAACAGAAUGAUUCGUGAGGAUGGACAAUUAGCUCUGAUUGCUGCCUGUGCUGCUGGAGGACAGGGCAUUGGAAUGAUCGUGGAGAGACAUCCUGAUGGAACUCCAAACUAAUCACAACAUUUCUAGAUCACAACAUUUGCGCUCGCUUGUUACUUGAAACAUCAGAGCUCAUCUCUCAAAUGGGGCCAACAAAACCGAUGAUAGUUUCAACUUUUCACCAGUUGAUGUUGAAAUCUAUGUAUGCUAAUACAAUGUUGACCAUAAUAAUGUGAAAGCAUUGACAAUGCUUGGUGCCAGGUUAGGGCUUUAAACCUUCAAGAUCAUAGGUGUAAUAGGUGCAGGUAAAACUCGUUAUUUUUAUAAUUGUCAACUCUUCAUUACGAGUAAGACAUUUUAUCUUUUAAAACUAUUUAUUGUAUCCUUAUUCUAGUGGUUGUUACACUAAAGAACUGAAUUCACAUAAUCGCUGUUUUCCAAUUUUCGGAACGAAGCAGUGUUGUUUUUAUUAAUUUCUAUUAUGUUAGUUCAUUGUAAUUCCAAUGUGAUUAUGAAUUACUAACCGUCGGUUGCUUGCAUGCCAACAAUGAGGCGCUAUAAUACUUGAUUAUUUACACGAGUGCUUUUAUUUAUCUGUCUGGACUGAACCAAUCAGUUUUCUAUUCUCAAAAUGCUGUUUUGUAGAAUUUAUAAAAGUAUUUGUAUAUCAGUCCGAAGUUAGGUAUAAAUUAUUGUAUUCAAAUAUAUUUUGAUAUCAUUGUCAAUUUUGUAACUUGUAAUGUUAUUAGGAAAGUAUAAUAUUUAAUGUGAAAAUA